This is a messenger RNA of Echinops telfairi (small Madagascar hedgehog), 1381 nucleotides long. It is a transcript of the gene HOXD10, whose product is annotated as homeobox D10. NCBI's taxonomy places the organism in Eukaryota, Metazoa, Chordata, Mammalia, Afrosoricida, Tenrecidae. Gene Ontology annotation, cellular component: nucleus. Bases 127 to 1149 code for a protein of 340 amino acids. Gene Ontology annotation, biological process: regulation of transcription by RNA polymerase II. Gene Ontology annotation, molecular function: DNA-binding transcription factor activity, RNA polymerase II-specific; RNA polymerase II cis-regulatory region sequence-specific DNA binding. The record is from RefSeq and is a predicted model, not a curated record. The transcript has 2 exons.
UUUCAAAUCUCAUUGGCUUGGUUGUCAUGUGGUCGGCAGAGGCAUCCACAAUUACACGGGGAAUGUUUUCCUAGAGAUGUCAGCGUACAAAGGACACAAUCUCUCUUCUUCAAAUUCCUCCCCAAAAUGUCCUUUCCCAACAGCUCUCCUGCUGCUAAUACUUUUUUAGUAGAUUCCUUGAUCAGUGCCUGCAGGAGUGACAGUUUUUAUUCGAGCAGCGCCAGCAUGUACAUGCCACCACCUAGCGCAGACAUGGGGACCUAUGGAAUGCAAACCUGUGGACUGCUCCCAUCUCUGGCCAAAAGAGAAGUGAACCACCAAAAUAUGGGUAUGAAUGUGCAUCCUUAUAUACCUCAAGUAGACAGUUGGACAGACCCGAACCGAUCUUGUCGCGUAGAGCAACCUGUUACGCAGCAAGUGCCCACUUGCUCCUUCACCACCAACAUUAAGGAAGAAUCCAAUUGCUGCAUGUAUUCCGAUAAGCGCAACAAACUCAUUUCUGCCGAGGUCCCUUCGUACCAGAGGCUGGUCCCCGAGUCCUGUCCCGUUGAGAACCCCGAGGUUCCCGUCCCUGGAUAUUUUAGACUGAGUCAGACCUACGCCACCGGGAAAACCCAAGAGUACAAUAAUAGCCCCGAAGGCAGCUCCACUGUCAUGCUCCAGCUCAACCCUCGCGGCGCGGCCAAGCCGCAGCUCUCGGCGGCCCAGCUGCAGAUGGAGAAGAAGAUGAACGAGCCCGCCGGCGGCCCGGAGCCCGCCAAAGUCUCCCAGGUGGAGAGUCCCGAGGCCAAGGGCGGCUUGGCCGAGGAAAGGAGCUGCCUGGCCGAGGUCUCCGUGUCCAGCCCCGAAGUGCAGGAGAAGGAAAGCAAAGAGGAAAUCAAGUCUGAUACGCCAACCAGCAAUUGGCUCACUGCAAAGAGUGGCAGAAAGAAGAGGUGCCCUUACACUAAGCACCAAACGCUGGAAUUAGAAAAAGAGUUCUUGUUCAAUAUGUACCUCACCCGUGAGCGCCGCCUAGAGAUCAGUAAGAGCGUUAACCUCACCGACAGGCAGGUCAAGAUUUGGUUUCAAAACCGCCGAAUGAAACUCAAGAAGAUGAGCCGAGAGAACCGGAUCCGAGAACUGACCGCCAACCUCACCUUCUCUUAGGUCCGACCCCAGGCUGAGGCCGGGAUCCAAGAGGGAGCACCGCGGCGUUCUGGGACCAGUGCUGGAGGACUGAGAAGGCGGAACAAAAUCUCCAUUGCUCUUUGUUUUGUUUUGUUUUGAAUUGUUUUCCUGCUAGAAUGUGACUUUGGGGUCAUUCUGUUCGUGCUGCAAGUGAUCUGUAAUCCCUAUGAGUAUAUAUAUAUAUAUAUUAAAACAAACUUAGCACGUGUAA